Molecule: messenger RNA, 1969 nt
Organism: Myripristis murdjan (pinecone soldierfish)
Lineage: Eukaryota; Metazoa; Chordata; Actinopteri; Holocentriformes; Holocentridae
Gene: shisa3
Product: shisa family member 3
Exons: 2
Coding region: 436-1344 (302 amino acids)
Source: RefSeq, a predicted model, not a curated record
UUCUCCAUCAACACACGGCCGCAGGAGGAUUUCCCACUCGUUUUCAGGGGGAAUAAAGAGAGAAGUGGGUCGGUUUGUUCAGCUUCGCUCUGAGCUGAUUUUCUCCUUUUUUUGUCUGAGAAGAAGCGCGAUAAUGCGACUUUGAAAAGUGAUUUGAGACCGUCAUUCAUCUGGGCAGUCGGUGAGGACUCAAUUAAGGAUUUUCUCACGCGUUGCGUUGGCGAAAGCGGUUCUUUGAGAUGUGCGGUGGGGAAGAUGACGGUGACAUAGCCUGCUUAGUGAGACAGACUUUCCGAUAAACGGGAUCCCGUUUCGGGGCUUUUCUCUAAUCAAACUCAUCCUCAUGAAGACUUUGUGACCCCGGCUGACACUUAGUAGCAGGGAGUUGUUGGCUACGAGAGACGUGAGCGCCGGUGCGCCUCCACUGCCGCCGGGAUGGUGUGCCUGCUGAACUGCCUGCUGCUGGGGUAUCUGACCUGGAAUCUGCGGAUAUCAGAUGCACAAGGGGAGUACUGCCAUGGGUGGCUGGACACUAAUGGGAAUUACCAUGAGGGCUUUCAGUGUCCAGAGGACUUUGACACCAUGGACGCCACGGUGUGCUGUGGCUCCUGCUCCCUGCGGUACUGCUGUGCGGCUGCGGACGCACGACUGGACCAGGGGAGCUGCACCAACGACAGGGAGCUGGACAACACCGAGUUUGCAGCGCAGCCCGUCUAUGUGCCCUUCCUGAUGGUGGGCAGUAUCUUCGUUGCCUUCGUGGUGGUCGGCUCCCUGGUGGCUGUCUACUGCUGCACCUGCCUGCGGCCCAAGCAGCCGACCCAGCAGCCCAUCCGCUUCUCCCUCCGCAGCUGCCAAGGCGAGACCAUUCCCAUGAUCCUCACCACUGCGCCCCCGAGCCUGCGCACCCCCUCGCGCCAGUCCAGCACCGCCACCACCAGCUCCAGCUCGGCAGGAGGCGGCAGCUCGGUGAGGAGGUUCUCCCUCGGCGGCCAGGGCCAGGCGCAGCAGCACCAGCACGGGUGCCUGGUGUCUGCCACCGUGUCCUCAUCAGCCUCCACCCCAACCCACACCCCUCAGACUCUGCCUCCACCCCCGCCUCCCCCUUACACGUCUCCGGCAGCAUCCAUGCCAGGAGGAAUCCAGCACCCGCACCCUCUUCCCACCAGCCACAACCACAGCCACAGCCACAGCCACAGCCACAGCCAGCUGCAGCUCCACCAGCCCUCCAUGCACUCGCACCCGUCCCAGAGUGCCGGGUUCCUCCUGCCCCAGCAGUACUUCUUCCCCCUGCAGCCUGAAGCCUUCGCAGGGGCCAAAGGCUUUGCCGACUUUGGGCAGAGCUGACAGCGCUCUCAGCAGGGGAGAAAAGGGGGAUUAUAGGAUUUUGUGAUGGGAUAUGAGUCAGUGUGGCACUGUGGGCAAACACACUGCAACACAGCUGCCAGUACUGGGAAGGGACACCUAUACCGGCUGAAUGGAGGCAGCAGCAGCAGCAGAACAGGAGAUAAAGCAUGAAUGUUGAGCAAUGUGCCAAUGGGGUUUUUCCCACUGCAUUACAUGGACAUGUCAGAUCUCAACAGACUUGUGCGAGGCAAUAACAGUUUUGAAUUUUAUGCACUUUUUAUAUUCAAUAUGGUAAACAAAGUUGUGUGUCCUCCCUUUAUUUUUUUACAUGCCUUUCUCCAGGUGGCAGCUCACAGUUUUGGCUUGCAUUUUGCCAAUAUUAUUACUGAAAAUGUAAGUGCUUCCCAUUUUUCUGAAAGAACAGUACAGGCCAGCGGGGAAGUUUUCUCUGACACUGUGCGGAGUAUUUUAAGACAUUCGAAAGCGCGGGAUUAAAAUGUUUAUUUCGACAAUCGCAAGCACCUCUUAAAGAGAGGGGGAACUGGUACACAAAGGAAAUUGUAUUUGUGGAGGUACAUGACUACUUCUGCAAAAUAUUAUACAGGCUGACCAAGGCAGUAUACCC